Messenger RNA from Cynara cardunculus var. scolymus (artichoke), 773 nucleotides. Its product is annotated as cyclin-dependent protein kinase inhibitor SMR6-like. Gene Ontology annotation, biological process: regulation of DNA endoreduplication. Bases 208 to 543 code for a protein of 111 amino acids. Lineage: Eukaryota; Viridiplantae; Streptophyta; Magnoliopsida; Asterales; Asteraceae. The record is from RefSeq and is a predicted model, not a curated record. The transcript has a single exon.
AUGUCCCCUUACCUCCAUCAAUCCUCAAUUCCCAUUGUUAUUCCAAUUCCAUUCCCACUUUAAGAAAAAAACCCAUUUUUCACUCUCUCCUCUUCCCCUUUGCCUUAUUCACUUUCUCCCAACUUCCCUUUUCAACUUCUCAUACAUCUUAUCCCUCAAAUUUCAUUCCUUUUCUUGUUUAAAACCCAUUUGGGGUUCAAUAUUAACAUGGGAAUCGCAGAAGAAACGAUGGAAUCGGAAACAACAGCCAAGAAAUGGGUCAUCGCUGGAAUCCAAUUCAUGAGUCCCUUGAAGCCGAUUUACACAAAGAAAGAAAUAGGAAAAACCCAUGAAGAAGAAGGAAACAAAGAAGAAGAAGAAGAAGAAAAGGAGUGUUGUACGACUCCAACGACGCCGGAAUCAAGGAUUCCAUGUCUGUUGAAGUGUCCAGGAGCUCCAAUGAAGAGAAAGGCGGUUUCCAGAAGCCAUUGUAAUGGCGUUAGAGAUUACUUCAAGCCUCCGGAUUUGGAAAGUGUAUUCAUACGAUGCAUUGAAAGAGCUUAAAAAUGGUCCUUUCAAGUUUAUUCUCUUUAUAUAUCUUCUAACUCUUAGUGUAAAUUAAUUCGGUGAAUAAAUCUUUAAUUUGUAGUUUUAUUACAAUCUAAUAUAUUUGCUUAGAUACAUAAGAAACAUUAAAAAGCGGGUUGGAAUCAGCAAUUCCGACCUUUUUUCUUGUAUUUUAAUUACGUAAUAGCUUCUGUUAACUUACAAUAAAACUUCAAAUCCGAUAGUUU